CUCUUUAUGUAAUGAAAAUUAGAGGGUGAUGACACCUCCUUAUCUUGUGUUUGUUAGCCUUCUUUUUCUUGUCCAUUGUCUCAUCAUUUAGCUCCCACUUAAAUACUUUCAUUUUCCAUCAAAACCCCAAAAUCCCACCAAAGAAAAGUUAAAGAAGAAACAGAACAGUCUCAUCUUGCAAACUGUUUCUUCUCCAUUGGUGGGAAACUUGUGAUUUUUUGUUUUUUUUGUUUUUCCAUCUCUUUUGCUUUAACCCUUUUUUGGGUAUUCUUGAAACAGCAGAGGAAUUGAUUGAGCUGCUGCAGCUAGCUGCAUGCUUCACUUGGAUUGAAAAAGAUUUGAUCUUUAUUUGGAGCUCUGUUUUUCUCUCUGCAAAAAUGAAAUCUUUGCAGUGUUGAUGUCUGCUUCUGUUUGUACUGAUCUGCACCAGCCCAUGGUAGGGAUAUACACAGACUGGAAUCCUUGUCCCCUAAUGUGAAUAGACCAUUUUGCCCCUCCCCCAAAAUUCCCUUCAAAAAAUGACCAAAUCCAUUUUUUCCCUCCAAAUCCUAACUGUUUUCUUGAUCUCAUUAUCCCAUUUCAAGCCAUCCCAAUGCCUAAGAUCAGAGGUGGAAGCCUUGCUAGAAUUCAAGAAACACAUAAUUGAUCCCUUAAACCACUUGGAAUCAUGGAAAGAUUCAGAUUCCCCUUGUAGAUUCUAUGGAAUCCAUUGUGAUCAAGAAAUGGUCACUGGGAUCUCUCUAGACAAUCUAUCCCUCUCAGGGCAGAUAUCGCCGUCGCUCUCCGCCUUGAACGGCCUCGUUUCCCUCGCCCUCACGUCUCACUCGCUAACGGGGCCUCUCCCGGCCGACCUGAGCAAGUGCUCAAACCUCAAAGUCCUAAAUGUCUCUGGUAACUACUUGAGUGGAAGUGUUCCUGAUCUCUCAAUGCUGACGAACUUGGAAGUGCUCGACUUGUCGCUUAACUCGUUCACAGGGCCGUUCCCGGGCUGGGUCGGGAGCCUGACCGGCUUAGUUUCGUUAGGCCUUGGUAUGAACAGCUACGACGAGGGCGAGAUUCCUCACAGCAUUGGCAAGUUGAAGAAGUUGCAAUGGCUCUACUUGGCUAACUCGAGCUUGAGGGGCGAGAUACCCGAGUCCAUCUUCGAGUUGGAGGCGUUAGGCACGUUGGAUAUAUGCAUCAACAAGAUCACAGGGAGGUUUCCGGCUUCCAUCGCCAAGAUGAGGAAGUUGUUCAAGAUUGAGCUGUACUCGAACAACCUCACAGGCGAAAUCCCAGCCGGGCUAGCUAAUCUGACCGAUCUCGAGGAGUUUGAUGUGUCGAACAACCAAAUGCACGGUGUGAUUCCAAAGGAGAUUGGGAGUUUGAAGAAACUAACUGUGUUCCAGUUGUUCAAGAACAACUUCUCAGGGGAGAUUCCAUCUGGUUUCGGAGAAAUGCAGCAUCUCAAGGCGUUCUCCAUCUAUAAAAACGCGUUCACAGGCGUUUUCCCUCAGAAUCUAGGGCGAUUUUCGCCUUUGAACAGCAUAGACAUAUCGGAGAACAGAUUCUCCGGUCCGUUUCCUAAGUACUUAUGCCAGAACAAGAAUCUUCAAUACUUGCUUGCGUUGGAGAACGAUUUCUCAGGGGCGUUUCCGGAUAGUUAUGGUGAUUGUAUCCCUCUGCAGAGGCUGAGGGUCAGCCAGAACCGGCUCAACGGGUCCAUUGCAGACGGGGUUUGGGGGCUUCCGAACGUGCAAGUCAUGGAUUUUAGUGAUAACAGCUUCACCGGGGGAGUGUCACCGGACAUUGGGGCAUCGUUGCAGCUGACAGAGCUAAUGCUGUCAAAUAACAGAUUCUCGGGCGAGCUGCCUCGCGAGCUCGGUGAUCUUGCCUUAAUGGAGCGUAUCUACUUGAACAAUAACAACUUCUCUGGUGGUAUACCUUCACAGCUCGGGGCGUGGAAGCAGAUCACGUCGUUGCAUUUGGAAGGGAACGCCUUAUCCGGAUCCGUCCCUGCAGAGUUGGCUAACUGCACAAGACUGGUGGACUUGAAUCUUGCUUCAAACCAGCUGAGUGGUGGGAUUCCGAGGAGCUUCUCGAACAUGGCCUCGUUGAACUCGUUGAACCUCUCGAGAAACGAGCUGACAGGGCCGAUCCCAAAGGACUUUGACAGGCUGAGGUUCUCAUCCGUGGAUCUGUCGGAUAACCGGUUGUCAGGGAGUGUGCCCCGCUAUUUCGUGAUGGUGGCCGGUGACAAGGCACUCGCUGGGAACGACGGCCUCUGCUUAGACGACGACGAGGAGGAGGGGAAGAAGAGGAAAUUCAACGACUCUGCCUUGCCUCUCUGUGUUCAUCAGAGAAAUGGACACAAGAGCUUGAUUAAGAGCAAGUUAGCGAUGUUAAGCAUCAUCCUCGUCACCCUCGUUGUCUUCCUCGUCGGGCUGCUGUUCGUGAGCUAUAGGAAUUUCAAGAAAGGCGAGGCAGACGGGGGGAUGGGAGACGAGAAGGGCGUGCUGCCUUGGAAGCUCGAGAGCUUCCAACAAGUGGAGUUUGAUGUGGAUGACAUAUAUGAUGUGGAUGAGGACAACUUGAUCGGGAGCGGGAGCACCGGGAAGGUGUAUCGCCUCGACUUGAGCAAGGGCUGCGGAACCGUUGCUGUGAAGCAGCUGUGGAGGGGCAAUGGGGUGAAGCUCAUGGCUGCAGAGAUGGAGAUUCUUGGAAAGAUUAGGCAUAGGAAUAUAGUCAAAUUGUAUGCUUGUUUGAUGAAGGAAGGCUCGAAUUUCUUGGUUUUCGAGUACAUGUCGAACGGGAACUUGUUCCAGGCCCUGCACCGAGAGAUCAAGGCCGGGAAGCCCGAGCUGGACUGGUAUCAACGCUACAAGAUCGCGGUCGGGGCUGCAAAAGGCAUCGCCUACUUGCACCACGACUGCAGCCCGCCUAUCGUCCACAGAGACAUCAAGUCGACUAACAUACUUCUCGAUGAGGACUACGAGGCCAAAAUCGCUGAUUUUGGCGUCGCGAAGGUGGCUGACCAGUCCUCUCCGAAGGGGUCCGAGUGGAGCAGCUUUGCCGGGACCCACGGCUACUUUGCUCCGGAGAUGGCCUAUUCCCUCAAGGUGACGGAGAAGAGCGACGUGUAUAGCUUCGGUGUCGUGCUGAUGGAGCUCGUGACGGGGAGGAGGCCGGUGGAGGAGGAGUUCGGGGACGGGAAGGACUUGGUGUAUUGGGUUUCGACUCAUCUCGGCAGCAGGGAGGCUGUGGUCAAGGUUCUUGACUCGAAGGCGGUGCCUGAGCUCGUUCAGGACGACGCGAUCAAGGUGCUGAAGAUCGCGACGUUGUGCACGACGAAGCUACCGAAUCUGCGGCCGAGCAUGAAGGAGGUGAUCAAGAUGCUUGUGGAUGCUGAGCCUGGGGCUGGCUUGAGGUCUCCAGAUAGUGUGGGGAGGAAUGAAAAAGGGGUGUGUUUAGACCAUUUUGGAGAUGGUUUUCUCGUUUUCAUUGACUACGCGCUCCCUCUCUCUGUCUCUCCAGUUGCAGACUCGGUCUUGGUCCUCACUCCUCUCCCUCAACCGCGUAAUUCCCUUUGUCUCCUUCCCUCCUCUCCAAUCCCCUUAAAACCCAAUAAAAAUCCAGUCUUUACAAUAUUCAAGAAUCUUGGCGUCUCUCUCUCCAACCAUGAGAAAGCCUUCUCCAUGGCCAUGAACGCUUCCCUCCUCGCCCUCCUCCUCAUUUCCCUCCUCCCCUUCUCCAAUUCCCUCUCCACCGUCGCCAUUUCCGAAACCAACAGCCAAACCCUCGUCUGCGCCCUGAUCAAAUCGCAUAAAAAUUCAAUCUUUUCCCUCAAUUGCACCCUCUUCCCUCAGAGAACUCCGCUCCUCCUCAGCCCCGCGCCGCCUUCCAUCACCGCGAUCGCCGCCGGAGACGGCUUCGUCUGCGCCCUGAGCUCCUCCCGCCCCGCCAACAAAUCCCUCAUCUUCUGCUGGAGAUUCUCCGACGCCGCCGUUCCCAUGGACCGCAAGCGAAUCUACAAUGGCCCCUUGCUGACCGAUUUGACCUCCUCGAGCUCCCGCAUUUGCGGCAUCCACGCCGGCGCCGGCGCCGGCGCCGGCGCCGAGUGCUGGCCGAUGAGAGGCGGCGUAGAUACCGGCAGCAGUGCCGGAGUCUUCGCUUCGAGCAUCGCGGCGGGGGAGGAUUUUUUAUGUGGUUUGUCGAAUUCCCAAGAGAUCUCGUGCUCCGGUGGUGAUCGGAGUGUCAUCGGGGAUCGGCCUAUCGGGAAAUUCCGCGUUGUCGGGGCCGGUUUUCGUGGCGCGUGUGGGGUUAGAACGAAUGGGAGCUUGGAAUGCUGGGGUGGGAAUUUGGCGGGAGAGGCGCCUCGGGAGGGAUUUAAAUCGGUUGCGAUUGGGGAGGAUCGCGUCUGCGCGAUUGGGGCGAAAAGAGCGAAAAGAGCGGACGGCUUGGUUGUUUGUUGGGGGAGAGGGGAGUUUAGUCUGCCUGAGUCUUUGAGGGGUGAGGAAUUUGUGGCCAUUCAAGGGAGGAGAGACAUUUUUUGUGGUGUUUUGAAGUCUAACAAUAGCUUGGUGUGUUGGGGUGAUGAGGCUCUUGAUAGUGAUUCAUUUGUGUUUGGUGGUGUGGUGCCAUUGCCUUGUAGGGUUAAGGAGGAGUGUGUUUGUGGUUCUUGGCCUGGUUAUGGUGACUAUUGUGUGGAUGAAGGGCUGAUGAUGUGUCAGCCUUGUGGUCUAGAGCUACCGGGGGCGGUGGGGCCCACACCGGUUCCUCCGCCGUCUGGUGGUGGCAAGAAAUGGACUAGGAGAAUGGUGGCCUUUAUGGUGGUUGGGUGUGUUGGGACUUUGUCAUCAUUGGUGGCCUUGUGUGUGUUCUUGUUUUUGCGGUAUAUCAAGAUUAGGGGAAGUCGGAUCCACGACUCUGGUCGUCUGGAAGAGGGCGAGGGGGAGGGCGAACCCGGCUCGCCUCAACUAGUGAGGCGGCCGGCUUUGGAGAAGAAGCUUAGCCACUUGAUCAGCACGGGGAAUGGAGGCCAUUUGGAGGAGUUCUCUCUUGGAGUUUUACUCAUGGCUACCGAUAAUUUCUCGGAGGAGCUCAAGAUCGGGAGCGGAAGCUUUGGAUCGGUCUAUCGUGCCACGUUGGAGGACGGACGCCUCGUGGCGGUCAAGAGGGCCGAGUCCUCGGUGUCUUCCUCGUACGCAAUGGCCAGCAAACGGGGGCAGGAGGAUAGGGACAUUGCGUUCGUGAAUGAGCUCGAGUUCUUGUCCCGCCUCAACCACAAGAACCUCGUGAAAUUGUUGGGCUACUGCGAAGAAUCGGGCGAGCUCGUGCUCGUAUACGAGUACCUAGACAACGGAACCCUAUCCGAUCAUCUCCACAAGUUCGACAAGUCCUCGCUCAUGUCGUGGCCCGUUCGGAUCAAAGUGGCUCUCGACGCGGCUCGAGGGAUCGAAUACCUGCACGAGUACGCCGUGCCAAUCAUCAUCCACCGUGACAUCAAGCCGUCCAACAUAUUGCUGGAUUCCAGAGGAGGCGCCAAGGUGUCCGACUUCGGCCUCUCGCUGUGGGGCCCGGACGAGGACGAGUCCCACCUGUCGCAACGGGCCGCAGGGACGAUGGGCUACAUGGACCCCGAAUACUACAGGCUUCAGCUCCUGACAACCAAGAGCGAUGUCUAUAGUUUCGGGGUCGUGUUGUUGGAGUUGAUCUCGGGUUGCAAGGCGAUCCACAAGAACGAGUUUGGCAUGCCUAGGAACGUCGUGGACUACGUCGUCCCUUACAUAAUACAAGACGACAUCCAUCGGGUCUUGGACCCGAGGGUGGCGCCUCCAUCUCCGUUCGAGAUUGAGGCGGUGAGGUACGUCGGGUACUUGGCCGCCGAUUGCGUCAUGCUAGAGGGCCGGUAUCGGCCGACGAUGAGCGAAGUUGUAAAUAGCUUGGAUCGGGCAUUGGAGGCAUGUUUGGCGCCGCAAGUGUUGUCUAGAUCAGCUAGUAUCACAUCAACGUAAAUUUUUUGGUGAAAUAUUCUUUCUUGUGUAAACUUAGUCUGAAUCAAAUUCAUACAAGAAUUGGUACAUAUAUUUGUAGAAUCCAAUAAAGAUACAAAUUCAGAUUUU
Molecule: messenger RNA, 6101 nt
Organism: Salvia hispanica
Lineage: Eukaryota; Viridiplantae; Streptophyta; Magnoliopsida; Lamiales; Lamiaceae
Biological process (GO): protein phosphorylation
Molecular function (GO): protein kinase activity; protein binding; ATP binding
Source: RefSeq, a predicted model, not a curated record